AGGCCACGCAACUGAACAGCACUUUUGGCUGAACCCUACCUUACGCCAAAACUCUCGAGCUGCACCCGAACACGACCGCUGCGUAGAAGGCACCGCCAUGGCUCCUCUCUUCCCUAGUAACCCGGCCGAUGUGAUGGUCAUUCGGAAUGUUACUUCCAAUGUGAUAACUAUGAGCCUGCCGUUUGCGCGUUUCGGUCGCUUCAAGUUCGGAGGACGCGGUACAUUGGUCAAGAUGGCUUCCGGUUCUGUGGCCGUUUUCUCUCCAGUCAACCUGACCCAGGAGGUCCGCGAGACAGUCAACAGCCUUGGAGGCAAUGUCAAGUACAUCGCGGCUUUAGACCUCGAGCAUCACCUCCACCUGACCGCAUGGAAAGAGGCAUAUCCCAACGCUGAAAUUAUUGCUCCCGAGGGGCUUUGGGAGAAGCGUCAAUCCAACAACAAGACCAGAGAUACCACAACCUUUCAUCAUGUCUUCCGCAAGGAUCUUAGCGGAAAACAGAAGAUCUCGGAUGAGUUUGAUGCAGAAUUCGAAACCGAAUAUAUUCAUGCUCAUCAGUCGCGAGAACUGGUGUUCUUUCACAAGCCUUCGCGCACCCUCAUUGAGGCAGAUUUGCUCUUUAAUCUCCCCGCACGCGAGCAAUACUCGAAGACCGGCGAGAGUGCGACUUCUGGUGUCCUAACCAAGAUGAUCAGUCCGCUUUUGUCGGCAAAUGCGCCUGCCACCUGGCAGAAGAGGUUUGCAUGGUACGUGCUGUCAAGUUCGGAUCGUAAGGGCUUUCAGGAAUCAAUCCAGAGGAUUGAUAAAUGGGACUUUAAUCGAUUGAUUCCAUGCCAUGGCGAUGUGAUUGAAAGUGGUGCCAAAGGUGUCUUUCGCACGGUCAUGGAGUGGUUCUUGGAGGACCGGAAGCGUUCUUGAUAGGGAAAAUGAGGGGAAGGGGAGAUAUUGGCCACUUUUCCAAUCUUGAAUAUGGUCGCUUUGCUUGCUUAUGUCCUUCACGUGUUGUCUUGGUUGCAAAGGAUAUCCAAUAAGGUUAAUUUUGAGUCUCUGUGAUGGAAUGCAAUGCGUUCUGUUGAUCCUUGUUAUUGUUGGCGGAUGUGUGUAUUCGAAUCCAUAUUCACUCAGUCUUUUCUUCAAUCUAACCAGUCAUUGUACGGAGUACCGUACAAUAGAUUAAUGCCCGACAAGUCUUUCUGAGUCAGUGAUCGGCGACUGAAUUGUCCUUGAGUUAAGCCAUCGGGCUGUACGGAGUACUGUGUUGGUCCCAGAGC
Messenger RNA from Aspergillus saccharolyticus JOP 1030-1, 1269 nucleotides. RefSeq lists its product as uncharacterized. The transcript has 2 exons. Lineage: Eukaryota; Fungi; Ascomycota; Eurotiomycetes; Eurotiales; Aspergillaceae. The record is from RefSeq and is a predicted model, not a curated record. Bases 98 to 916 code for a protein of 272 amino acids.